This is a messenger RNA of Cucurbita maxima (winter squash), 1790 nucleotides long. RefSeq lists its product as uncharacterized. Bases 495 to 1592 code for a protein of 365 amino acids. The transcript is spliced from 5 exons. The record is from RefSeq and is a predicted model, not a curated record. NCBI's taxonomy places the organism in Eukaryota, Viridiplantae, Streptophyta, Magnoliopsida, Cucurbitales, Cucurbitaceae.
CGUUCUCCUCUCCAACCGAUGUGGGAUCUCAAAUAGGUAAUCUUUUAUGCCAAUAUGAGAGUAGCUUUUGUAUGAUAUGGAAAGAUCAUCCCUAAAUGCUCAUUAAAAGAUAGUUGCCUAAGCAUGUUUCAAGAACAGCUCUUCCUGGCUUCGGCUUGCACUUGAUUUGGUAUGAUAAUGAGGUAAUUACAAUUUGUUCUAGUAGAACAUUUGAUCUAUAUCAUACUACUACUUUUGCUAGAUGGUAUGCCUUUGAGUCUCAGAUGAUCCGGUCUAUCUAUUCUCCAAACGGAACUAAGACGAUCGCGUCUAUCUUAAACCUUUAAUCGUGCACUUUUAGCAUUGCCUACUGCUCUUGAUCUUCAGAACCAAAUGUGGGAGCAUUGCAGCAACAAUGACUUCAUUUUUGUUUGUUGCUCCUGAUUCAUGUUUCAUUAAUCUGAUUUUGAAGUUCAUUGAGGAAUUAAGACGAGAGUAGCAUCAUCUAAAUCGAAAUGGAUGUAAAAGGCAUUGCUUGGGUCGGGCGUUUGUAUGAAAAGUUCGAAACUAUGUGCCUCGAGGUCGAAGACAUUAUAUGUCAGGACACUGCUAAAUAUGUUGAGAAUCAGGUGGAAGUAGUUGGGGCAAGUGUCAAAAGGUUCUAUUCUGAUGUCAUGCAAGAUUUUCUUCCCCAAUCUGAAUUGAGUGAUGAGAAGGUGGCUGUUUGUAAUGCAGCUCUUGACAAUUAUGAAAAUGUCGUUAUAUGUAAGAAACCAAUGGUCGGUAUGAAGAUAGAGCGUUCAAAAUCAACUGAGAACUCGAGAGGAACUGCUGAUACCAUACGAGAUAAGGUACAUCAGCGCCCACGUGGACCGAACCGUGCCAAUAAUCCCGAUUUGGUAUCUUCUCCAUAUUCUGCUACUAGAGCCCAAAUUGAUGUGUGUUCCAGAGAAAAGGAUGAUGACAAUAUACAUCUUAAGCUAGACCUCGAUGGUCGAGACUCUACGACAAAAGGAUGCAAGUCUGAGAAGAAAUAUGCAAAUGAUGCAUCAUCAUGCUGUGCAAUCUCUAAUAGAAAAUCUGAAGCUUCAAGCGAGCUGGCUGGUAAUAUGGAAACGACCAUGUCGGUUAAAGGCACGAGGUUUAAUUCAGCGAUGCAAAGUUCUAACGAGACCGAGACUAAAUCUGAUGACUUAUUACAUGCUGUUUCAUCAAAUUUCAUUGUGGAUGCUGAGGAGACAAGACUUCUAUCUUAUGGUGAUUCAUCAGCAGAGUUAGAUGCAAGAUCAGAUUCUUGGAGUCUUGAUGAAAUUGAGCUUGAACAUGGAACACACAACAUUCAACCAGCUGACGAAACAAAUCUGGACGAAGAAGCAUGCGUCUUAGUGAACGGAGACGACGUUCAUUUCGAUUCCAACGAACAACUCAAACAUAAGCAUUACAAGAAGAAGAUAACCGGAGCAUUUUCUUUCACAAAGAAGUCAAAGAGGAAGCAAGAAUACAAAGAGCUUGCAGUGAAGCAUGGCUAUGGCUUCACUACCAUCCCAAACCAGCAACACGAACAGAAACUACCGGCCGGAGACGUCUCGGAACACGAUUGGCAGCUUCUCUAAGCUCGGAAUCGAUAUUCUUGAAUGAACAGUAUGUAAAUUGCUAAGGUGAGAAAUCCAGAAGAACAAAUAUCAGAAGCAUUAUCUGUUGUCUUAUAUAAAAGUGGUAUCCUGUGAGUGUAUCAUAAUUAAUUACAUCCUAAAACAAUGUUACUUUAAUUCAUAUGCUUAUAAUGAAUGUUUGUGCAUAGUUUUUCAAGA